CUCUGCUCUGUCUGUCUCUCAGUCCCAUUUCUCCCUCGCUGCCUCGCUCUCCGAGCCUGAUUAUUUAUUACUUAUUACACUUUGCCAGAAAUACUUACAGGGGGAGGGGGGGGGGCUUCAUUCUUCUACGGAAUAACCCUUGGCAUGGACUGGGACAUCGAGGUGCAAGGAUAUUUGGUUCAGCGUCGUUUUCUGUUUUCUUAAAGCGAAUGACAACUUGUUUCUGUGUAGCAUAGUGACCGCCUGAUGUUAUUAACCGGCUGAAACGAAGCGCGGUGGACAGCAGACUCGCCAGGCGGCGGUCCGGUGCGCAUCUGCGGUCAGGACAUAUUUUUUGGGGGGCUUUCUUCUCCAAAAGGUUCGCUUUAAUGAUUCGAAAGAGAGGCACACAUGCGAGUGAGCUGCGAAACUCUCCGGCCGUGAUUCAACGAGCACAUGCCACAGAUGAGAGGGAUUAAGAAAGCAAGCGGAACCGCGACUCAUUGCGGAAAAGCCUUUGACUGCAGACUCAUGUGAAAACGCACCGUGGAGAACGUGCUCCGCGGCGUAGAGCCGAGAGAAAACCCCACAAUGUCCAUUCAUAUCGUGGCCCUCGGCAGCGAAUGCCCUGGGGUUGUGGGCCCCGGGGAGGAGGGACCCAUGGGUCAGGGCCAGCUGCAAGGGGGGCUGCUGUGGAGCUACCUGGGCCAGGGCGCAGUGGUGGGACCCCACGACCUGGAGAACAGCCUGCACCACCCGGCCUUCAUGGAGUACACCUCGCAGGUCUUUGGGGAUGUGAGCGUGGUGGUGCGGGACUGCCCCAGCUGGGAUCUGCUGGAUAGUGAUUGGGCGAGCGUGCGGAGUGUGCUUGAGCAGGCGGACAUUCUGGUCAUUAAGUACUCUGUAAACGACAAGCUGGCCUUCCAGCAGGUGAGGAAUGGCUACGCGCCCAGACUCCGCCCCCUCCUGAGGCACUGGGGUGUGCCGGUCAUCCUGGUCGCCGUGGGAGCACGUCUGCACGACGAGGGCCCCCCCUGUACUUGUCCCCUGUGUGCCUCCGACUGGAGCAGCUGUGUGCCCCACAGCGAGGGCCUCCAGUUGUCCCGGGACCUGGGGGCCACCUACCUGGAGUUGCCCUCACUCAACCACGUCUUUGUGGGACGCUACUUUGGCAGUGUGCUGGAGUUCUUCAUGAUCCAGUGUCUGAAGCAGAAAGCCAAAGAGAGACCAGAUAAGAGGCGUGUCAAUAAAGUGAAUGAACCACAGCCUCCUCACUUGGAACAACCAGCCCGCCUCCCUCCGAUCCGGGUGGAGGAGUCCAGCUUCUCCCAGGACAUGCAGUGGCUGCUGGAGCGCGGCGUGCAGUUCGCUGACGUGGCCUUCUUCGCCGGGGAUUCUGGGAAGGAGCUGGGCUGGGCGCAUGCGGCGGUACUGUGCGCCGUGAGCCCCUACUUCAGACAGCUGCUUCUGGGACCCAAGUCCAGGGAACGACCCCAGUCGAGGUGUAUUUGUCGAGAGCGAGACGGUGGCCCCCACUCUCUGCUUUCAACGUGGGACGGCGGGAUUAUUGACGAUAUGCCGCGGCCAGACGGGCACACGGUGGGACGCCUCUCUCGCCUGGUGGUAAAGGACCCUCUGCUGUGCCUGUGCCUGUGGGAGACCCUCAUGUUCCUUUACAGAGGAGCGUGGGAAUGGGACCACCUCCAGGAGGCCCUGGUGGAGAAGCUGAAGAACACCCUGGCUGUGGCACAGCUCAUGGAGCGCAUCCGCUCCUUCGUUGGCAUGGACAAGGCCUCCAGGGAGACCCCCAGUGCGCGGGCGGCAGUCCUUGGCCCCCAGACCCUCGUCAGUCUCUUUAAUUCUCCCCUCUACUCUGACGUCAUCUUCAUGGUGCAAGGGAGUGUGUUGCCAGCCCACAGAGCGGUACUGGUGGCGCGCUGUGAUGUCAUGGCGGCCAUGUUUAGUGGAAAGUACGCAGAGGCUCGGAGCCGAGUGGUGCCGAUCCACGGAGUCUCCUCAGACACCUUCCUCUCCUUCCUGGAGUACCUCUACACUGACACCUGCUGUCCUGCCAGUGUGCUGCAGGCCAUGGCCGUGCUCGUCUGUGCCGAGAUGUACCAAGUGAAGCGCCUGCAGCAUCUGUGUGAGGUGUGCGUGUGUGCCUACCUUCAGAGCAUGCCCAGCAGGGAGCUGGCAUCCACCGGUAUCAGUGUGAUCCGGCUACUCCGCCGUGCAAAGGACUCUAACGUCUUAUGUGCCGCCCAGUGUCACAACGCCGAGCAGCUCUAUGUAUGGCUGCUCCACUUCAUCGCCAACAACUACCUGAUCUUCAGCCACAAAGCAGACUUCCUGGAGCUCUCGGAAGAGGAGAGGGACCAUGUGGAGAGGUUGCGUUGGCCGUCCCGGGGAUACCUGCAGGAGCUCAGCGAGUACCAGCAGAGGAGACGCAAGCUACGCAAGUCCCGCUGCACGGUCAUGUGACGGCCCCCUCCGACACACACACACCCUGUGGAAUACACGGGAAGGGGGAGGGGCAGGGUGGAGGGGGGGGGGGGGGGGGCACCAAACAUGAGAACAUAUCAAGAACAUUGGUUUGGGAGAGAAGACGGCAGGGAUAGCAAUAUUAUGGGCUGCGGUACUGGUUGCUUGGGGAUUUCUGCUGGACGGCGGCCGGAGUGCGGCGAAGCAGAGAUACGCUGGGGGGGGGGGGGGGGAUGACAACACAACAACACCAGCGCAGUGGAGCAGAGUGCAAAGGUCGCCGUGGCCCCAAGCAGCCAAUGGAACGGCGUCCACCCGAUGAGACCCGUGCUCCGUCGCCCGCGGAAAAGCCUGAGUGUCCAGCCUGGUCCAGUGACUCAUCCACCAACAGCCAUUCAAAAUGUAUAUUGCAUCUGACUGGCUGACUGAGUGUAAAUAGGUACCCAUCUAUCACAUGAAAAUGAAAUACAAACCGAGAGUAGAUAUUUACAACCAAUACUGACAUACCAGGUGGAACAAGCCUGGACUGGACCAGAAACACCACUGUGCUGGACUGCAGCCCUGUAUACUUUAGAGACGUUACUGGAUAAUUCUGUUCAUCCCCUAACGCCUGAGACACUUUUACUAAAUCCCAUAGUUUUAACACUAUAUAAUUGGCCCAUGAUGUCCGUUUACCUGCGUAAAAAACAUUGAAGGGUUUCAAUAAAAAAUAAAAAAUAAAAACUGCUUGUCUCUGGAGUUCAAAUACAUCUAAAUGUCAUGUAGCUAAAAGGGUUGCCUUGUUGGGAGAACAUAGUGUAAAGCUUUCAGAGUCUGAUGCACAACCCCUGAAUGCCACCAGUAGCACAUUCAGGUUUGUUUUCAGAUACAUGUGGAAAGACAUCAUAUUAUGUUAUGUUACGUUCUUUUCCUUUUAAAAGACUACAUGCAUCAGUAUUUCAAAUGUGAUUCAUUAUUCAAUGUGUCUCGAUGCCAUUUUGGUCGAACAGGGCUAUUUCUAUGAUCCAUUUCAGAAAAUGGAAUACAAUGUCAUUCUAAAAUGUCGAUGAAUAUAGGCAACAUGGCCUUUGGUUCAUUUUUAAAAGGGUGCUUUUUGCAUAAUUUCUUAAUGUUAUUCAAGUUAUGUGAAUAUUUAUUCAUGGUUAGGAAAUUUAAGAGGUGAAAUACAUUUUAUUUCAUUUUGGAAUAACAUGAAUCAUGUAUUAUGAUUUAAUGGUGCUGUGAUUAUUUUUGUAAGCGAUUAGAUAUGGAAGGUUGUUUUUUUUCUUUCCUUUUGUUCACUUUCGGUGUUGGGCGACACUUUAUUGCACAGCACUUCAAUCAACUGUUUCGACAGUUCGUUAUUUUAGCAUAAAUGGUACCAACAAGUGAAUUAUGUUAUAUCCUCUUAUCAUUAUAAUAAAGACCAUAUUAUGUAAUGCUCAGUAGUAAUAUGGUUUUGGCUGAAGCUCAAAUUCAAGUCGGCACACACAAAAGCUAACACUGUAUCAUGACGUCUUCAUGGACCCACUGAUUAACAUAUCAAAUUGAAUAUGUGUUCUUUAAUACAUCACUUAAUGCCAAUAGCAUUUCCAAUAUGUGACCCCUUGAGGGAAAUGAAUGCACUGAGAUUACACAGCUAAUGGGAGAACAGCUGGAGAGAUGGACUUUGAAAAGGGGGGGGGUCAAGCUAUCACCACAGAGGACCUGUCAAUCAGGAGGAGCCCAUUACUAAUCCUAUGAAACUGAUGUCAGGGUGUAUCCGUGUUUUCUCAGCAAUAAAAUGUUACGUUUUUUG
Messenger RNA from Gadus morhua (Atlantic cod), 4237 nucleotides. It is a transcript of the gene rhobtb3, whose product is annotated as Rho related BTB domain containing 3. The record is from RefSeq and is a predicted model, not a curated record. The transcript has 13 exons. The coding region runs from base 571 to 2460 and encodes 629 amino acids. NCBI's taxonomy places the organism in Eukaryota, Metazoa, Chordata, Actinopteri, Gadiformes, Gadidae. Gene Ontology annotation, molecular function: protein binding.